Messenger RNA from Metarhizium robertsii ARSEF 23, 552 nucleotides. RefSeq names its product CAP domain protein. The transcript is spliced from 2 exons. Lineage: Eukaryota; Fungi; Ascomycota; Sordariomycetes; Hypocreales; Clavicipitaceae. The record is from RefSeq and is a predicted model, not a curated record. Bases 1 to 552 code for a protein of 183 amino acids.
AUGCGCCCGUUCAACUGCUUUAGCUUCCUCUCUGUCGCCAGCGCGACCAUUGCGUGCUGCGCGGAGAUUGAGGAGCGACGAAGCGGAAUCUUUGGCGGUGAAAUGAUUGCUACAAACAGCUUCUUUCGCGGACAACAUGGUGCUGAUCCACUGACUUCGAGGGGUGAUCUUGCGCAGGAAGCACAAGGCUGGGCUAACACUUGCAACUGGUUUCACGACCAGAGUGUUGGGGAGAACCUCGCCAGCAGCUCCGGCUUCACCAGCUGGGGUGCUUUCGUCAACAUCUGGGGAUCUGAGCGGAAGAAGUACGACUGGAACGCGGCCAGUUUCUCGGUGCACACCGGCCACUUCACACAGGUAGUGUGGAGGAAUUGCAGAUCCGUGGGCUGUGGGUGGAAGAAGUGCGGCGGCGGCCAAGGCAAGGCCAAGGGGUUCUAUGUCGUGUGCAAGUAUGAUCCUACUGGCAACUACCAGGGCCAGCUCCGUCAAAAUGUGGGCAAGCAGAUUACGGGUCAGCUUACUGACGAAUGGCAACCCAGAGGAUCAAACUGA